Messenger RNA from Mucor velutinosus, 588 nucleotides. RefSeq names its product coatomer subunit beta (gene SEC26). The coding region runs from base 1 to 588 and encodes 195 amino acids. NCBI's taxonomy places the organism in Eukaryota, Fungi, Mucoromycota, Mucoromycetes, Mucorales, Mucoraceae. The transcript has a single exon. The record is from RefSeq and is a predicted model, not a curated record.
AUGUUCACACCAAAUUAUGCAACAAUUGCCAAGGAGCUAGUUAGUCUCACAAGAAAAGGAGUCAAAUUUGUAUGGGGGCCAGAACAACAGCAAGCAUUUGAAACUCUUAAGCAAAUCCAGUGCAGUAAUCCGGUGUUGGCUUUCCCCGAUCGUCAUAAGGUGCAAAUACUUAGCGUUGAUGGCAGUCUAUCAGGCCUUGGUUGUGUUCUUACCCAAGUAGAUCAAUUCAAUGAGCAUGAUCGCAGUAAUGAGCAAGUUAUUGGCUAUGGUUCCAGAAGUCUCAGAGGGUCUGAAAAGAAUUGGCAUAUUCAUGAGGUCGAGGCUUUCGCAGUGGUUUGGUCAAUCCAACAUUUCCAACACUACCUUAAAGGAAGAGAAUUUAUAUUGAUCACAGAUCAUUCAAGUUUGGUGUAUAUCUUCAACCCAACUAAGCAAUCUCCCAAGCUGUCAAGAUGGUGCGCUGCUGUCAUGGAAUAUAAUUUCAAGAUCUUGUACAAACCGGGUCCCUCUAACAUAGCUGAUCCGCUAUCGCGCUGCAUUCCAUUACCCGAGUUUAUCAAGGAAUUUGGGCCUGCUCGAAUUGUGUAA